CCCGCCGGUACCGCAUUGCCGUACUGCAGGGGCGCCGUGCACUGCGCCCGCUCCGUCAAUAGGUGGACCCCCUCCUGGAGAGAUAAAACCGCCGGCGCCGGCGCCACCAGUCCCUCUGGCUGAGACCUCGGCUCUGGAAUCACUGCUCAGCAGCCCCCCCACCCUGAGCCACAGCGCUCCAGGCCGUUCCAGCCCUUCCCCGCACCCCGGGCAGAAUGGGCAAGGAGAAGACCCAUAUCAACAUUGUGGUCAUUGGCCACGUGGACUCCGGCAAGUCCACCACGACAGGCCACCUCAUCUACAAGUGUGGAGGCAUCGACAAGAGGACCAUUGAGAAGUUUGAGAAGGAGGCCGCAGAGAUGGGGAAGGGCUCCUUCAAGUACGCCUGGGUGCUGGACAAGCUGAAGGCCGAGCGGGAGCGCGGCAUCACCAUCGACAUCUCCCUCUGGAAGUUCGAGACCACCAAGUACUACAUCACCAUCAUCGACGCCCCCGGCCACCGCGACUUCAUCAAGAACAUGAUCACCGGCACAUCCCAGGCGGACUGCGCGGUGCUGAUCGUGGCUGCAGGAGUGGGCGAGUUUGAGGCGGGCAUCUCCAAGAACGGGCAGACCCGCGAGCACGCGCUGCUGGCCUACACGCUGGGCGUGAAGCAGCUCAUUGUGGGGGUCAACAAGAUGGACUCCACGGAGCCCGCCUACAGUGAGAAGCGUUACGACGAGAUCGUCAAGGAGGUCAGCGCCUACAUCAAGAAGAUCGGCUACAACCCAGCCACUGUGCCGUUUGUGCCCAUCUCAGGCUGGCACGGAGACAACAUGCUGGAACCCUCACCCAACGUGAGUGUCCAUGGACAGGCAGUGGGGGCUGCUCGGACCCCUCCCUGAGAACCCAGGGUACUG
Messenger RNA from Ailuropoda melanoleuca (giant panda), 899 nucleotides. RefSeq names its product elongation factor 1-alpha 2. Bases 216 to 884 code for a protein of 222 amino acids. The record is from RefSeq and is a predicted model, not a curated record. Gene Ontology annotation, molecular function: GTP binding; GTPase activity. Lineage: Eukaryota; Metazoa; Chordata; Mammalia; Carnivora; Ursidae. The transcript has 4 exons.